Molecule: messenger RNA, 2352 nt
Organism: Scleropages formosus (Asian bonytongue)
Lineage: Eukaryota; Metazoa; Chordata; Actinopteri; Osteoglossiformes; Osteoglossidae
Gene: tgm8
Product: transglutaminase 8
Exons: 13
Coding region: 1-2352 (783 amino acids)
Biological process (GO): peptide cross-linking
Cellular component (GO): mitochondrion
Molecular function (GO): protein-glutamine gamma-glutamyltransferase activity
Source: RefSeq, a predicted model, not a curated record
AUGAGCAUUCAAUAUUGGCUUGCAUGCUUUUUGUACAAGAAAACUUAUAAAGCCAAUCUUGCCAACUGGAGACCCCUCAAGACGCUUUGCAUUGAUGCAAAGAUUAUCGCGAAGGUCCUGACCGAGUGCCUGAAGAAGGUAAUGGCCGACCUGGUCCAUCGUGACCAGACGUGCAGAGUGUCUAGACGUUCUGCCCUCUGUCUGCUCUCCCCGCUCCUCUGUGCUCUUUACAUCGAGCUGCUGGUGGCCACCAUGCAUGCCCACCCAGGAAUCGAUGGCCUGCUCCUGCUGGGGGGUGGCGAUUUCAAGGUCGAUCUGCACUGUGAGGAAAACAACAAAGCUCACAACACCGAUGAAAUCUCCGUAAAGCGGCUCAUUGUGCGGAGGGGCAAGUCCUUCAUCCUCACCUUCUGUGUGGACCUCAAAAGCUUCCAAGCACUCGACCCACUUCAGCUGGCUGUUGAGACAGGACCCCAAGCGUCCCAGUCGUUAAAAACGAAGGCAGUAUUUGAGAUUCUCCCGGCGAACGCAGCUGGAAUUGGCUGGAAUGCCAGGGUCCAAGCGAAGAGCUCCUCUUCUGUUACUGUGGCUGUCAGCAGCCCUGAAGAUGCCUGCAUUGGAGAAUAUUCACUCUCCGUAAAACGUGGCUCCAGCAGCCGCAGCAUUGGCAAGUUUGUCCUGCUCUUCAAUCCUUGGUGCGAGGCUGAUUGGACUUACCUGCCCCAGGAAAGAGAGAGACAGGAGUACGUGCUGAAUGAACACGGCAUCGUAUAUCGUGGACAAAGUAAUGGGAUUCAGCCUAUGCCGUGGACCUUUGGCCAGUUUGAAGAAGACGUAAUGGACAUCUGUCUCAGACUUCUGGAUGUAAACCCAAAGUGCCUGAGGAAUGCCAAAGAAGACUGCUCUGCACGCUGCAAUCCCAUCUAUGUGAGCAGGGUCCUCAGUGCCAUGGUCAAUGCUGCAGAUGAUAAAGGUGUGUUGGAGGGCAAAUGGGAUGGUAACUACUGCGAUGGUGUGGCACCAAUGUGCUGGAGUGACAGUGUGGCGAUCCUGCGGAGGUGGGACCAGCGUAACUGCAACUGUGUGAAGUAUGGCCAGUGCUGGGUGUUCGCUGCUGUCCUGUGCACAACAUUGAGGUGCCUGGGAAUCCCUUGUCGAGUGGUUACCAAUUUUGAGUCAGCUCAUGACACUGACGGCAACCUUACAGUUGAUCACUACUGUUAUGACUUGGGUGUUACACCCAAUGCGAAAGACAGUGUGUGGAACUUCCAUGUGUGGGUGGAGGCCUGGAUGAGACGCCCUGAUCUUUCUCAAAGUUCACAGUAUGAUGGCUGGCAGGUGGUGGACCCCACGCCUCAGGAAAGAAGUGAUGGAACCUACUGCUGCGGACCAGCCCCGGUGAAGGCUAUACUGGAAGGCCAUACCAACCUCAAAUAUGAUGUUCCUUUCGUCUUUGCGGAGGUCAAUGCUGACAUUGUCACCUGGAGGAUGAACUCCGAUGGCACAAAAACAAGGAUGUUCUCCGACACCAAGGAAGUGGGCCAAAACAUAAGCACUAAAGCAGUGGGCAGUUAUGAAAGAAUGGACAUUACGAGAAACUAUAAAUACCCAGAGGGUUCAGCGAAGGAGAGGCAGGUGUUUGAAGAAGCUGUGAGAAGAUGUCAAAGGCUUACUAUCAGAGGUGGCAUUUCAGAUGUCUCUCCUGCCACUCCUGACGUUUCAGUGAAGAUUGUGGAGGUCGGACAGUCGAUUAAUGGAAAGGACCUGGACCUGAGUCUUUCACUGCGCAGUGACCAAUCCAAGCCCCUAACACUGAAGAUCCAGCUCAAUGCACGAGCAGUGCUUUACACUGGCUUCUCUAUUUCGAAUGUCUGGAGCAAAGCCUUUGAGGUGAAGCUGCUGCCAAACAAAGAAGAAAACCUGUUUUUCAGUAUCCCUUUCUCCCAGUAUGGCACUUGCCUGCAUGGGGCUGAUGGCAUCAAGGUGACCGCAGUCGUCUCGGACAUCGGGGGGAGUGAAGCAAUGUAUGGUGCGGAGAAAACCAUUGUUCCCAAAAUGCCGUCCCUCACCAUCACUAUCCGUGACGGCCCUAAUGUGUUCAUUAAGAAUACUGCAGAAGUGUACUUUAAAAACUCUGUUUCUGAGCCCCUCAAAGACUGCAGCCUCACGCUCACGGGCAUUGGCGUACUGAACGAUGUCUUUAAAAUCAGCAUCCCAUUCCUGCCACCAGGGCGUGAUAUUAAAGAACUGGUGCCCUUCCAGCCGUACAGAACUGGAUUCCGGCAGCUGGUGGCCAACUUCAACUGCAAUUUGUUCCACAUUAAGUCAGCCUGUAACAUUUAUGUGUCUUAA